AUGGGCCGAUACCAGACCGAGGUGGGUGUUUUUGAUGUGGCCAACUUGCGCCAAGCGUUUUAUCACGCUAACCUCAUAGCGGAUUUUAAUGCGCCUACUAGACAAGAGAAGGACUCUAUCCUCCGACGUUACGUUAUGGAACAGCUGCUCUACAUGCCAGGUGGCACUACUUCAUUCGACCGUCACCUUGUACAUGCAAAUAAUGCUUUGCAAUCGCUCCUGAUUGAUGGUGAACUACAAUUUUUUGCUACCCCCUUGAUUCUGCGAAAUGAGCUUGCGAGAGAAGCUGUCGAGGCAUUGAACAGGAGGAAGCUCAACACUAGGAAGAAUUUCGCGGACGCACUGCAUUAUUUGAGCGAUCCCAUCAAUGGAUUGCCUUCAGUGGAUGAGUUGAUUCAUGCCACAAUGCAAGAUCCUCUUGCUUGGGUUCCGGAUCUGCAACGUGGGGACACACAGUCGAUAGAGUCUCUUCAGGAACAGCAGAACGCCUUACAAAUGGGAAUUCGUGCAAUUGAUGAAUUCCGAUCAGGUCAAUUCGCUUUCGUUCGUGCACCUAUUCUACUUGGUCCUCCAGGAAGCGGUAAAAGCUUUAUCACUGCUCACUGGGGAGCAUAUGCUUUAGCCAAAGGGUUAAACACUAUUGUUACUAGUGUUGCAAGUGAAAGAGCUGCUGCUCUGGGUGGUGAGCAUAUUCACCUGGUAUUUUCCAUACCAGUUUCGACUGACCUUGCUCCCCGGAGUCUGGCUGAGAGAGCCUUAACUCGUUUAGCACGUGAUCCUGUAAAGAUGGAAUGGCUCAGAUCAAUUCAAGUAUUCAUUCAUGAAGAGAUAGGUACAGAAGGAGCCGAAACGUUGGAUGUCCAGAACAAGAUCUUACAGUUCUUGCAUAAAUCUCCGCUUCCUUUCGGUGGAGUACUCGUCAUGGGCAGUGGUGAUCCCAAUCAGCUACCUCCUAUCAAAGAGACAUUACUUUGGACCAGCCCAUCGGUUAUUACAACUAUGCGGCUUGCAAUGCUUCACAAAUUUGUUCGUUCUUCUACCGAUCGUGAUCUUCAAGAAGUUCUUACUCUUUUCCAGAAAUUGCAACCUACAGAUGCUGAUAUUCAACGGAUACAAGACCUCAUUGAUCAUCGAUGCCGGUUCAUAGAUAACUGGGAUCAUGUACCAGCUGAGGCUCUCCAGAUCUUCGGUCGCCAUAAAGCUGAACAGAGUGCAAUUCAGCGUCAGCUAGAUCGUAUUAUGGCUGACUCCACUAUUAAUAAAGUAAUCGUAGAAUCUACGGACCAAUACACUCUUGAUGGAGGUCAUGUCUGGUCUUCUGUCGGACACACUUGGGUGGUUAAGAAGAUGAAUCGAAAGCUACAGACUCCGCAGAAGAUCACUCUAUAUGUUGGAGCU
Messenger RNA from Perkinsus marinus ATCC 50983, 1398 nucleotides. RefSeq lists its product as hypothetical. The transcript has a single exon. Gene Ontology annotation, molecular function: DNA helicase activity. Gene Ontology annotation, biological process: telomere maintenance; DNA repair. The annotation marks the transcript as partial. NCBI's taxonomy places the organism in Eukaryota, Perkinsozoa, Perkinsida, Perkinsidae. The record is from RefSeq and is a predicted model, not a curated record.